AUGUUCAAUGAUGGGCUUUCUUUGGGUCUUCUCUUACUUAGUCUUGUCUUUACAAGAGUUUUAGCUGAAAAUGGGAAUGACUUCUACAUUGUUUUCUUGAGAGAUCAGACUACGAGUGAGAGACCGACACUUGUCGAGACGCAUUUGAAUAUCCUUUCAUCUUUGAAGGGAAGUGAAGAUGCUGCUGCAGAGGCUCUUGCUUAUAGCUACACAAAAAGUUUCAAUGCAUUUGCAGCAAAGCUUUCUGAAGAUGAAGGCACAAAGCUAUCGAGUAUGGAUAAAGUUGCCUCGGUUUUCCAAAACCGAUACAGGAAACUACACACGACAAGAUCAUGGGAUUUCCUCCGACUAACUCAACAGUCAAAGAGGAAUUUGGAAGUUGAGAGCGACAUCAUAGUUGGAAUGCUUGACUCAGGAAUUUCGCCCGACUCCGAGAGCUUUAACGACCAAGGUUUCGGCCCUCCACCGAAAAAAUGGAAAGGAAGUUGCCCCAAAGCUGCAAAUUUUUCCGGAUGCAACAACAAGCUGAUUGGUGCAAAGUACUACAAGAUAGACAAGCAGCCAGACCCGAACGACAUCCUGUCUCCCGUGGACAUGCAAGGCCACGGGACCCACACAUCAUCGACCGCGGCAGGGAGCGCGGUCAAGCGAGCGAGCCUAUUCGGAAUUGGAGAGGGCACGGCCCGGGGGGCAGUGCCUUCGGCCCGUGUGGCAAUGUACAAGGUGUGUUGGGGCUCGGGUGGAUGCGCGGACAUGGACUUGCUUGCGGCAUUUGACGAUGCCAUACACGACGGGGUUGAUGUCAUAUCCCUUUCGCUCGGGGGCUACACGGGACGCUAUAAUGAGGAUGUCAUAAGCAUUGGUGCCUUCCGGGCCUCGAGCAAGGGGAUCCUCACGGUGGCCUCAGCAGGGAACUCUGGGCCGGACCAAGGGUCAGUCACGAACCAUGCACCCUGGAUACUGACAGUGGCGGCCAGUGGCAUCGACCGCCAGUUCAGGAGUAGGGUGUUGUUGGGCAACGGGGCCACGUUGUCGGGAAUUGGAAUUAGCCCAAUUGAGCCAAAGCAAGACUUGUAUCCUCUGGCAAGUGGGGCUGAUGUGGCCAGUGACUCUCGUAAUAAGGAAGCUGCAAGGUCCUGUUAUGACGAUUCAAUGGAUCCUAAGAAGGUGAAAGGGAAGAUCAUAUACUGCUUCGAGGGCACGGGCCGGGCGGAUUCCAUCAUCAAAGGUCUCGGGGGCAUUGGCGCCAUAAUUGAGGGUGACAGCUUUUCUGAUACAGGAUUUGUGUACAUGGCCCCAGCAACCGUUGUUAAUUCGACUGUAGGGAAUACAAUCGAGCACUACAUGAAUUCCACAAAAAAACCGUCCGCAGUCGUACACAAAACCGAGGAAUUUAAAAUUAGUGCUCCUGUUGUGGCUUCAUUUUCUUCAAGGGGUCCAAAUCCUGGAUCCCAACACCUUCUCAAGCCUGAUAUUACAGCCCCGGGGAUCGACAUCCUAGCGGCUUACACUCCUUUGAGGACUAUAACAGGAAGGGACGGCGACAAACUGUACUCCAAAUUCAGCGUUUUAUCUGGCACCUCAAUGUCCUGCCCACACGUCUCAGGGGCUGCUGCCUAUGUGAAAUCUUUCCACCCCGACUGGUCGCCUGCCGCCAUAAAAUCAGCCAUUUUGACCACAGCGAGACCAAUGAGCACAAGGGUGGACAAGGAUGCCGAAUUCGCGUACGGCACAGGCCAAGUUUAUCCAAACAGGGCUAUCAACCCUGGGCUGGUCUACGACAUGGAUGACAUGUCGUAUAUUCAGUUUCUAUGUCACGAAAACUAUAGUGGGUCAGCAAUUGGUACCUUAACCGGGCGCGGGACGGUGGACUGUUCGAAACUGGCCCCGGCGAGCCCAGAGGAUGCCCUCAACUACCCGACCAUGCAGCUCGCGUUAAAAACCGAUCAAGAGGCGACCGUGGCCGUUUUCCAGAGGACCGUCACGAAUGUGGGCCCUCCAGGGUCGGUUUACAAUGCCACCAUCCAGGCCCCGAAAGGGGUCGUUAUAACCGUGAAGCCCACGAAACUCUCGUUUUCCGAGGCCUUGCAGAAGAAGAGCUUCAAAGUUGUGGUGACGGCGAAGCCUAUGUCCAACAGGAGGGCUAUUGCGUCGGGUUUGCUCACGUGGGAAAGCACAGAUAUCCGUGUGAGGAGUCCGAUUGUCGUUUUCAACCCGUAUGCAACUCAAGACAGGAAUUCGGAAAUAAAUGACCACCUGCGCACCUCCGUCUGUCGCCAGCCGCCGCCCGCGGCUGCGACAGAACUCUCUCCGACGCACACAAUGUUUAUUCUGCACUCGCCGGUUGUCAGAGCUUUAUCAUCUCCUGGUCAUCUGAAAGUCAGUUCCGUCCGCCGCCGCCUCUGA
Molecule: messenger RNA, 2406 nt
Organism: Striga hermonthica
Lineage: Eukaryota; Viridiplantae; Streptophyta; Magnoliopsida; Lamiales; Orobanchaceae
Source: the annotation of a GenBank genome assembly